AUGUAUGUGGUGGAAAGCAAAGGAGGAGCAAUAGCAUGUAUGCUCAUGUCUUUGUUGUUCUUGGGUACAUGGCCUGCUGUGUUAGCCUUCCUCGAAAGGCGAGGCAGGCUUCCUCAACAUACUUAUCUCGAUUACUCCAUUACCAAUCUCUUGGCUGCUGUGAUCUUUGCCCUUACUCUUGGUCAGAUGGGGGAUGCCAAACCUAGCAUGCCUAAUUUCUUAACCCAACUUCAUCAGGAUAACUGGCCUUCUGUGUUAUUUGCAAUGGUGGGUGGAGUAGUCCUUUCUAUCGGAAAUUUAUCUACACAAUAUGCUUGGGCAUUAGUAGGGUUAUCAGUAGUAGAGGUGGUCGGUUCUAGCAUUACUGUCGUAAUUGGCACCACACUAAACUAUUUCCUCGAUGACAAAAUUAACAAGGCUGACAUUCUUUUCCCGGGUGUUGCAUGUUUCCUGAUUGCUGUCAUUUUGGGUUCACUUGUUCAUUCAUCUAAUGCCUCCGAUAACAAGAAAAAGCUGAGUCAUUUGUCAAGUGUCACUUUUGACAGUAACAAGGGUGCUUCAGUGGAUCCUGAAAAGGAAAGACAAACUAAGGUAGUUGCACAGUUCGGAACAGCAGAGUACCUCAUAGAACUUGAGAAUAAGAGAUCCAUAAAGGUGUUUGAUAAGGGCAUUUGGCUUGGACUCGCUAUAACUUUCUUUUCCGGGAUCUGCUUCUCUAUGUUCUCUCCAGCCUUCAACCUAGCAACAAAUGACCAGUUCCAUCUCCUACAGAAAGGGAUCCCUCAUUUGGUGGUUUACACUGCUUUCUUCUACUUCUCAGCCUGCUGUUUCGUGGUUGCCAUCGUUCUGAACAUCAUUUUCCUAUACCACCCUAUCUUGAGCUUGCCCAAGUCUUCGUUUAAGGCGUACCUGGCAGACACGGAAGGAAGAGGAUGGGCCUUACUUGCAGGGGUUCUCUGUGGUUUUGGGAAUGGCCUUCAGUUUAUGGGAGGUCAGGCUGCAGGUUAUGCUGCAGCUGACGCUGUUCAGGUAUCUCAGAUCUCAUCCACAGCGCGUACAAAUCCUUGGUUUAAUUCUGAAUACAUCAAAUUAACUUGGAUAGAAUUUUGAAUGUUAAUA
This is a messenger RNA of Chenopodium quinoa (quinoa), 1119 nucleotides long. RefSeq names its product ureide permease 2-like. Gene Ontology annotation, biological process: nitrogen compound transport. Bases 1 to 1110 code for a protein of 369 amino acids. The record is from RefSeq and is a predicted model, not a curated record. The transcript has 5 exons. Gene Ontology annotation, molecular function: uracil:monoatomic cation symporter activity; allantoin:proton symporter activity. Gene Ontology annotation, cellular component: membrane. NCBI's taxonomy places the organism in Eukaryota, Viridiplantae, Streptophyta, Magnoliopsida, Caryophyllales, Amaranthaceae.